Molecule: messenger RNA, 264 nt
Organism: Lathyrus sativus (Indian pea)
Lineage: Eukaryota; Viridiplantae; Streptophyta; Magnoliopsida; Fabales; Fabaceae
Source: the annotation of a GenBank genome assembly
AUGAAUGUGGAAGAAGAGGUUGGACGCCUAAGGGAGGAAAUCAAGAGGCUUGGCAAGCUCCAAUCAGAUGGUUCUUACACGGUUACAUUUGGAACGCUGUUUCAUGAUGAUCAAUGCGCAAAUAUAUUCGAAGCACUUGUUGGGACACUAAGAGCAGCUAAAAAGAGAAAAGUAUUAACAUAUGAAGGUGAAUUGCUGUUGCAAGGAGUUCAUGACAAUGUGGAAAUCACUCUUAAUCCUACCCCUGCUGCUGCUGCCAACUGA